UUUUGCAGGCGGACAUACAGGAGAGAGGAGAGAGAGAGCAGCUGUAGCGGCUCGCGCGUCUUCCACCGCACAUUCACGCACACGCACGUUUAUAUCGCGCGCGCGGACAUCCGCAUUAACCGCAUUAACUGUGAAGAUGGUGGACCGCGAACAGCUCGUGCAGAAAGCCCGACUGGCGGAGCAGGCGGAGAGAUAUGACGACAUGGCCGCAGCAAUGAAAUCUGUUACAGAGCUGAACGAGGCCCUGUCCAAUGAGGAGAGGAACCUGCUCUCCGUGGCCUACAAGAACGUGGUGGGCGCACGCCGUUCUUCCUGGCGCGUCAUCUCCAGCAUCGAGCAGAAGACCUCUGCCGAUGGCAACGAAAAAAAGAUAGAGAUGGUUCGCGCCUACCGAGAGAAAAUCGAGAAGGAGCUGGAGGCCGUGUGCCAAGACGUGCUCAACCUCCUCGACAACUUUCUGAUCAAGAACUGCAGCGACGGGCAGCACGAGAGCAAAGUCUUCUAUCUGAAGAUGAAGGGCGACUACUACCGUUACCUGGCGGAGGUUGCCACGGGCGAAAAGAAAGCCACGGUGGUGGAGUCGUCCGAAAAGUCCUACAGCGAAGCCCACGAGAUCAGCAAAGAGCACAUGCAGCCCACCCAUCCCAUUCGCCUGGGUCUGGCUCUGAAUUACUCUGUCUUCUACUACGAGAUCCAGAACGCGCCCGACCAGGCCUGCCAUCUGGCCAAGACGGCUUUCGACGACGCCAUCGCCGAAUUGGACACCCUGAACGAGGACUCGUACAAAGACUCGACGCUCAUCAUGCAACUCCUGCGAGACAACCUGACGCUCUGGACGAGCGAUCAACAGGAUGACGAGGGCGGGGAAGGCAACAACUAAACGGAAGAAAUAAAGAGAUCUUCUUUUUUCCACUCGGCCGUAACAUACAACACGCAGGCUCACACAACAAAGAAAAACAAAAAAAUCAAGUAUAAGUUAAACGAAUAAUUCACACAGAGGGCGCAUGGUGGAAUGGCUUCAGUGAGGUUUGCCGAUGGUAAAGCAGCGCAGUUUUCUUUAUUUUCCGCAAUCAAGGUUGACAGAAAUUGAUAACUAUGCUAGUUGAAAAGAGCGGUCGCCUAUGCCUCUAAUAUUAAAAACAAGCAGCUUAAAGGGAAAACGAAUGAAAUUUUUCUCGGUUGUCAGUCAGUCAGUCAGUCAGUCAGCGGCUAAACGAGGGUUACGAUACACCCGCACACACGGCACAGGGACUGUUCUCGUACCCAAGCCGCAUAUAUAAGUGUAUGAAGUACAUUAUGAGUAAGAAGUAUUUCACAGUAAGAGAAAAGAACAAAUUAUUGACAGAAAAUAACAUUUGAAGUGUAUGUUAUUGACUGCACCGGUAGUGAACGCUUGCAUUUUUGUCUCUAAUAUUGGCUUCUGUAUGUAGGUAAGGAUUUGGAAUUGCACCCAUUAAUCUUCGUCAUUUACGUGCCAUUCAACGAUGCACAUUGUUUUGUGUCCCACAUCUACACAGUACUACAGUAUUACAGUAAUGUUAAGGCAUCUAGCUAAGCUCCACCCCCCUGGCCAACCCCCCAAGUAAGACAUUUUUGUAGGUCCUGGAUCAACUUUUAAUCAAAGAAAAAUCCAAAUUACCCUUAACUCAACCCUAAGCAUUUUUACCCCUCAAUUAGUGUGAAAUAGUAGGUUAAAAAUACGUUUUUGAAAGCCUAAAGAUUACUAAAGAAGAUAACUAAAGAUUCUUACCAUCAACGAGGAGAUGAUAAUCCACACGCAGAGACAUUGACUUGUCUGUCAAUUCCUCCAGAAAACAGCGUGAGGUGCACUUGAGAGUUUAUUUCAGAUAGAAAUCUUUUGAAUUCGUUUAUUGGGAUAAAUAAUGGACACGAGAAAUUUAAAUUCAUGUAGUAUUUUAAUUUGAAUACAAACUAGAGGACCCCCCCUUAUAUUUUUGUGCUUUAUAGGGGGCCCCUCAAGGCUUAUAGGAGGUCCUGGACCACCCCAGCCCCCCCUCAAUUCAAACACUGCAAAUAACAAUGAAAUCCUGAUGCUUUGCUGAAAUAAUGAUACUGUUUACUUACAGGUACCAUAGACUGCUUUAGUUGUUGUUUGGUUAUUUUUGGGUUGGAAACACGUUUUUGACUGUGCACUGGAAUUGUACGUGCAUUUGUGAUUCUUUUCGUUUUGUGUUAUAUUUUCAUGAAAUGCACUUGCCUAUUAUGCUGUUUCUCAGUGUAGGACGACUACAGCUCCAGUAUUCUUGAUAAUACAAUAUUGUGCAUGCUGGUGAUGUAUUUAUAAACCAUACAGUAGCUUGACUUUAUUACAUUUUAAAGGUGUAGAUGUUAUGUAUUCAUAUGAUCAAGAAAUGACUGCAAUUUAAUUUGUUUUUUCUAUUUAUUACUUUAAAUUGGAUAGUUUUUGAAUUAUUCAUAUAUAUUUUUCCUUGCUGAAGUAUGCUAUACCAAACCAUGAAUUAAUCUGUUAUGGAUGUUGCUGUAGUGACAUGCGAUUCUUGUAUUUGGUUUUUAUUAAACAAAAAUGGUCAAAAGACCAAAAAAAGACAAAAACACCACUGCUCGAACCUUUGGCGUGUGUCUGGUUUUUGUCACAUGAGUUAUGAUUACUCUGUAAAACUAUUUUGUUCUUCAAAUGAUUUCUCCUUCUGUGCUAUUUCUGUCAAAAGUCUACUGUGAGAUAUUGAAGAUUUGCUGUAAUAUCAGUGUUAUUGGAGCAUUACCUCUUCUUAUGAUUUUUGUUUUCAUUUCCCUCAUCUACUGGUAUCUUAAAUGUCGUGUAGCGGAUGCACAAAAGGAACAUAAUUAUAAUAAUGAUGAUAAUUAAACCAUAAAUAAAACAAUAAAAACAUGACUGUGCUCUUUUAACAAUUA
This is a messenger RNA of Misgurnus anguillicaudatus (oriental weatherfish), 2895 nucleotides long. RefSeq names its product 3-monooxygenase/tryptophan 5-monooxygenase activation protein, gamma polypeptide 1 (gene ywhag1). The record is from RefSeq and is a predicted model, not a curated record. NCBI's taxonomy places the organism in Eukaryota, Metazoa, Chordata, Actinopteri, Cypriniformes, Cobitidae.